Molecule: messenger RNA, 1975 nt
Organism: Oreochromis niloticus (Nile tilapia)
Lineage: Eukaryota; Metazoa; Chordata; Actinopteri; Cichliformes; Cichlidae
Exons: 5
Coding region: 285-1157 (290 amino acids)
Source: RefSeq, a predicted model, not a curated record
CAGUUUCUCAUAUUGCAGAAGUAAAUAAAGCAAAGUGGACAGGACAACCAAACCAUACUUAACUAUUUGAGAGAUGAAUUUUAGGUGUCGCUUUAACGACAACUCUGGCUGUUAAUAAAUGAGGAACAUGAAAGCUGUGUAAGUCUGGUUGCAUAAGAAUAACAGCAGCAAUGUGAGAAAGAAAGCUGAAAGUCAUAAUGAGGAAGUCAUAGACCGAUAAGUACAGGAAGAAGACACAUUUAUGCUUUAGAAGCCUGAGAAGAAAAGAGAGACUGAGAGACAUAAUGGUUACAUUUAGAUGGAUAAAAAUGUUUCUGUUCUUUAUACUCAUGCUUCAGUUUGGAGGAGCACAUAGUAGAGCUCUUUUGCUCACCUUCACUGUCAGAGAUGGCGAUAAAGUCACUUUGCCUUGUGAAAACGUGAUCAACAAUCAUCACAACUGUGACACUACUGUCUGGAUCUUCACUGAUUCGAGAGGCAGAGCAGCAGUAGAGCUGGUUAAUCAUGGACAGAUCAAAGAAAAAGCCAAAUCAGACAGACUGAGUGUUACAGCAGAAUGCUCACUGGUUAUAAAGAAGGUCACAGUUGAGGAUGUUGGUCGUUACACCUGCAGACAGUUUAGAGGUAAUCCAGGGAGACAGCAAGGUCCAGAUGCUGUGGUUCAUCUGUCUGUUGUUCACAUGACUGAACAGAAGAACGCUGAUGCGGUGACUUUAAGCUGCUCUGUGUCGAUAUAUGAAAGGUGCAAAUACAAAGUGAAGUGGAUCCAUAACAGUGAAGCUCUGGACAGAGAUUACUCACAUUUAAAAACAUCGGAGUCUCCCUGCUCUGCUACUGUGACUUUUCUGAACCUUACAUACACUCACAUAUCGACUUAUGACUUUAACUGUAGCGUAACAACAGAAGAUAACAAAGAGCAGCUUUUUACCUUCAGCACUCAGUCAUCAGGUGAGAAAUCAAAUACUGCAACAACAAUAAAAUCAGAAACUACAACUGGAAACACAACAAAAGAGCUGGAAAUCAUGGAUGAUUCAACAAAAUUACCAGGCUCAUGCUGGUACAGGCUCAUCAUUGUGCCUCUGGGUUUGGCAGCACUUAUAGCAGCUGUUGUGGUCGUCAACAUCUGGACAAGAGCUGGUGAGAAUAUUCACAUCUAAGCAAGAAGGGUUGAUAAACCUAACAUGAAGCUCUGAAGAAGCACAGGUUUAUGAUUUCGUAUUUUACAGGUGUGUAAAGAUGGUGAACUAUGAAAAAGUCCAAUCUUCUGAUGUAGUUUGACCAACCCUCCAGCUUCUGUCAGAUCUCAGUGAUCAGCACAUCAACAUGCUUUAUAUUUGCACGAGGAGCAGAAGCUUUUAAAAAGAGACUCGUUAGUUUUGCUUUAGUCACAGUUUGAACAACAAUUUUGAAAUCUUGAUAUGAUCUGUUUAGAACCACAGUGACUUUUCUAAACUGCCUGCCUGCAUCAGCUGUAAAAAGCUCUUCCUCCUUGUACUGUGUUUUUUGGAGGUGACCAUUGUUUUUCAUCAGUUUUCAGCAGGCAGGGGGCGCUUUUGGAGGUUUUCUGGACGACAUGUUGUUUUCGCUUUCUGCAGAGGCCUCCUGUACAGCAUGUGUGUUGUAAAAAGAAUACACAUACCUACAUUUUUCUUUUACAUCUGCAUUUGCUGAUCAUUUCUGAACUUGGAAAACAUGCUCUCACUAUUAUUUCCAAAACACUCCUGUCGGCACUUUAAUCUUGGGUAAUAGAUUUCAAAGCCAUUUUUCAUUUCUUUCUUUUUCAGCUGCAGAAACUUAGUUUAAAGUUUUGAGCUUAGUUUUAUGAGCCUGAGCCUGGAUACAAAGUCAUUUGUAUCCAGGUGUGGUCGAAUCUGGUCUGCACUCAAAUGAGUUUUGAUUGACGAUGAUGUAAUCACACACACUGUUAUCUUUGCCUAACUAUUUUUAAAUCCCUGUAGAACUGGAACCACGUAAG